Molecule: messenger RNA, 12445 nt
Organism: Platichthys flesus (European flounder)
Lineage: Eukaryota; Metazoa; Chordata; Actinopteri; Pleuronectiformes; Pleuronectidae
Gene: chd9
Product: chromodomain helicase DNA binding protein 9
Exons: 39
Coding region: 453-9515 (3020 amino acids)
Molecular function (GO): ATP-dependent chromatin remodeler activity; ATP binding; protein binding
Source: RefSeq, a predicted model, not a curated record
UAGCGCUGGCGACGGCGGGUGCUUCCUCACUUUCUCGCAGUUUCGCCGGUGAAAGAGAAGACGCGCUCGGCUCGGAAAGUAGUCCUCCUCGGUCAUGGUGGUCCUGAACUGACAGCGACCAGCCAGUCCGCUCGGCACGGCCCGGUACGGCACGGUAGGAACUUUAAUGUGGACGCAUGGAACUGUUCGCUAAUACUUAAGCAGCUUCAGCGAGGGCUGAAAACACAAAGUCGGCAGACAAAGUAGUCCUUAAUCACAACGGACACCAUCACUGUCGACCUCUCCAUCCAUCUCCGGCCUCCUCCUCUUCGCUGAGGAAGCGUCACGACAGCUCUCUGGAUCCCGUGGCUUCUGGAGUGUGGGACACAAUAUACUGAACAUGCUGUAGAAAGUGAGGCUCAUUGGGACCAGCUUGGAUCCAGUGGAGUUCCAAAGGGUCCAGUCACCCUAUCAUGGAAUUCUUUGACGAUCCCGGCCUCUUUGUUGGAGGUUUGGAAGGGCUGGACGAGGAUGAGUUUCCCUCAGCACCCUCACUUGUGGAUGAGCUGAACCUCAGUGCUGAUUUUGAGCCCCUCCACCAAGUGGAGCCUCUGGGCCAAGGAAAGCCGCCAGACAUAAUGCCCCCAAUUUCUAUCCAACAAGGAAUACCUGCUUAUGUUCAACCGAUGGAUCACUAUAUUGGCAUUAAGGGACAGAAUACUACAGGGCAAACAUUUUCUGGUCAUAGAGCCACAGGUGCUGGAGGUGGCAGCAUAAUGCCAGAGCAACAUGGCCAGUACCACAAUGCUGCCCUGAGCCAAGUGCCUCAGUCAAAUGGGCUCUUUUGUAACAGUAGCAGUCCAAUGUGGGGCAACCAAGACCAGAAUGGGAAUAUGUUCCACCCUGUAUCUCAACAACAGCAACAUCCGCAACAACAGAGUUGUCAUCAGCAGCAGCUACUGCACAACCAGCAACUUAAUGUCAGACAACAUAUACGAGAGCAACAACACCAACCCUGCCAUGAUCCACAACAGGAGCAGCAGCACAGAAUGAGGCAGCAGCUGCAACAACAGCAAAGUCAUCAGCAACAGCUGUUAAACCAGUGCCAGUCCCAACAAAUUAACACACAGACUAUGCCCAUGCAGCAACAGCAGCAUCACAAUUUCUCCUUUCACCAGGGAAUUCAGCAAGUUCACCAUAGUCAGCAGCGGGCUCAGCACCAACUAUCUGUAGGAGGACAGAGAUUCCAAUCAAGGCCUCUGCCAAACAAGUCUUAUUUGGAUAGUCAGAAUGCUUCUCUGAGUGGGACUUGCUUACAGCAACAUCAGCAGCAACAUGGUUCCUACCGUUUAACCUCAGGAGGCCAAGCCUUCUCUGGAUCAGGACUGGAAGACCCAAACCGGCCCUUCCCCAUGCAUUCAUCAUCUAUGGUUCUCUCCCUGCCCACAUGCUCAGUCAGUUCUGCCCCUGCUUACCAACUGGCUCAGUACCCUGCUUACCCUGGAGAGCCUGAAGUACCCACUCUCAAUCAGCAGUCUUUGUCCACAGCCUCAGUGUCAGGUCCCACACUCACCACCAAUGUAUCUCUCACUUCCACAGUGUCUGAGCUCUCAGGGACAGUAUGUCAGUUUCCAUCCACAGGAAUUUUAAAUCAGCAGCACACUAAGACCUCAGGUAAUCAAGAAGAUGAAUGUCCUUUCCGGGCCCUACAUUGUCCUGGCGAACCCCAAGGAAGCAGUGGGUCAUCGGAGAUGUUUGGUGAGUCCAUGAGCUGCUACCCAACCAUGGCCAGCCAGCUUUCCUCUAAACAGCCUCAGAGCUGCGGGGCCAUCAACACUAAUGGAUACCAGGCUUUGGGAGAUGGUCUCCUCACAUCAGAGGCUCAUGAUGGAGACAUGGAGGGACUGGAGCCUCCUGACCUCUUGCCUGACCUACUGCCCCAGCUGGAGGUUGCUCUCAGCCAGCAGGAUGAAUCCAACUGUUCCUGGGCCAGUUCCAGUUUCAGUUCCAGUUUGGAGAGGCGACACAGGCACAGGAAACCACCACCUGUUGAGUACAAGGAAGAGAAGCCACGGAAGAAUGCUAAUGGUCCUGGCAGCCAGGUACGAGUCCUCAGCCCCCCAGUGAAGAGCAGCUCGUCGUCUUCCUCGUCUUCCUCCUCAUCUUCAUCCUCAUCAAGCUCCUCGUCAGAGAAAAGAACAUCGCGGAUGACGCAUCAUCAGAUGGAGACAUCUCCACUGGAAAAGCAAGAGAAGGCCAAUAGGAUAAUAUCAGAGGCUAUCGCAAAGGCCCGGCAGCGCGGGGAGAAGAACAUCCCCCGGGUCAUGAGCCCCGAGAGCUUCCCAAGCUCUUCCUCACAGUACAAGUCCCACCGUGACCGCAAGCACAAAGGAAACGGCAAGGCACGGCAGAAAGUGAAGGCAUGUAGGAAGGCAUGCAUUGUCCCCUCCUCCAAGCCCAAGCAGAAGGCCAAGAUUGGGAAAAUUGUCAUCAAGAUUGGAAAGAAGAAAAAGCGAAAGCCAGAGUCUUCAGAGGGGGAGUCUGGAGAUGACCCUCCAACUCGACACGUCUCUAAAGAUGAUUCUAAGAGGAGAUCUAAUCGCCAGGUAAAGAGGAAGAAGUAUGCUGAGGAGCUGGAGGCCAGGAUGUCCGAUGAGGAAGUCAAGGUUAUAGUCAAGGCCAAGAAAAGCAACACUGCAGCAUCCAAGGAGCAUGCACUUCAACUCUUUGUAGAGAAUCCCAGUGAAGAAGAUGCUGCUGUUGUCGACAAAAUAAUGUCUUCUCGUGUCCUCAAGAAGGAGGUCUCUCCUGGAGUUGUCAUCGAAGUGGAGGAGUUUUUUGUUAAAUAUAAAAACUACUCCUACCUACACUGUGAGUGGGCCACAGAGCAGCAGCUGGUGAAGGACAAGAGGAUUCAGCAGAAGAUCAAACGCUUCAAGAUGAAACAAGCACAGAGGGCACUCUUCUUCGCAAAUAUGGAGGAGGACCCGUAUAACCCCGACUAUGUAGAGGUAGACAGAGUGCUGGAGGUGUCGUAUUGUGAGGACAAAGACACAGGAGAGGAGGUGGUGUACUACCUGGUGAAGUGGUGCUCUCUGCCUUAUGAGGACAGCACCUGGGAGCUAAAGGACGACGUGGAUCAGGGCAAGAUUGAAGAGUUUGAGCAUCUGCAGGCAGCCAAGCCAGACUCACGCAGGAUGGAUCGUCCCCCGGCCAAUCUGUGGAAGAAGAGGGAGCACUCGAGGGAAUACAAUAGCGGCAACAGCCUCAGGGACUACCAGCUCGAGGGAGUCAACUGGCUCCUCUUCAAUUGGUACAACAGACGGAACUGCAUCCUGGCAGAUGAGAUGGGUCUGGGAAAGACUAUCCAGUCCAUCACGUUCCUAGAGGAGAUCUAUCGUGUGGGCAUCAAGACGCCUUUCCUCAUUAUUGCCCCGCUCUCCACCAUCGCCAACUGGGAGCGUGAAUUCCGCACUUGGACCAACCUCAAUGUGAUCGUCUACCACGGAAGCAUGGUCAGCAGACAGAUGCUGCAGCAGUACGAGAUGUAUUUCAGGGACACACAGGGUCGUGUUAUAAGGGGCGCCUACAAGUUCCAGGCUCUGAUCACCACAUUUGAGAUGAUCCUGGGAGGCUGUCCCGAGCUCAACGCCAUAGAGUGGCGCUGUGUUAUCAUCGACGAGGCCCACCGCCUCAAGAACAAGAACUGCAAGCUGCUGGAGGGCUUCAAGCUCAUGAAUCUGGAGCACAAGGUCCUGCUGACAGGGACUCCUCUCCAGAACACGGUGGAGGAACUCUUCAGUCUGCUCCACUUCCUGGAACCUGGACGUUUCCCCUCCGAGACCACCUUCAUGCAAGAGUUUGGAGACCUUAAAACAGAAGCGCAGGUGCAGAAGCUUCAGGGAAUCCUGAAGCCCAUGAUGCUGCGACGGUUGAAGGAGGAUGUGGAGAAGAAGUUGGCUCCGAAAGAGGAAACCAUCAUCGAGGUUGAGCUCACCAAUAUUCAGAAGAAAUAUUACCGAGCCAUCCUGGAGAAAAACUUCUCUUUUCUGGCUAAAGGCGCUGGCCAGUCAAACGUGCCCAAUCUGGUCAACACUAUGAUGGAGCUGAGAAAGUGCUGCAACCACCCCUACCUCAUCAAAGGGGCAGAAGAGAAGAUCAUGGAGGAUUUCAGGGAAGUUUACAGCCCCACUGCCAUCGACUUUCACCUGCAGGCCAUGGUGCAGUCUGCCGGGAAGCUGGUCCUCAUUGACAAACUGCUGCCAAAGAUGAAGGCAGGAGGGCACAAGGUGCUCAUCUUCUCCCAGAUGGUGCGCUGCCUGGACAUCUUGGAAGACUACCUCAUUCAGAGAAGGUACCUAUAUGAGCGGAUAGAUGGACGUGUGCGUGGGAAUAUGCGGCAGGCUGCCAUCGACCGCUUCAGUAAGCCCGACUCAGACCGCUUUGUUUUCUUGCUGUGUACACGGGCUGGUGGACUGGGAAUCAACCUCACGGCAGCAGACACCUGUAUCAUUUUUGACUCUGACUGGAACCCACAGAACGACCUGCAGGCCCAGGCUCGCUGCCACCGGAUUGGUCAGAACAAGGCGGUGAAGGUGUAUCGCCUGAUCACCAGGAACUCGUACGAGCGGGAAAUGUUUGAUCGUGCCAGCCUCAAACUUGGCCUGGACAAAGCAGUGCUGCAGAGCAUGAGUGGUCGAGACAACAGCCUGGGAGGAGGAGGUGCUGGGGGAGGGGCAGUGCAGCAGCAGCUGUCUAAGAAGGAGAUCGAGGAUCUCUUGCGACGUGGUGCUUACGGGGCCAUCAUGGAUGAUGAGGAUGAAGGGGCCAAAUUCUGCGAGGAGGACAUCGACCAGAUCCUCCAACGCAGGACAAAGACCAUCACCAUAGAGUCUGAAGGACGAGGCUCCACCUUUGCUAAGGCCAGUUUUGUGGCAUCUGGAAACCGCACAGACAUUUCUCUGGAUGACCCCAACUUCUGGGACAAGUGGGCCCAAAAGGCCGACCUCGAUAUGGAUAUGGUCAAUGGCAGGAAUAGUUUGGUGAUCGAUACUCCUCGGGUCAGAAAACAGACUAGGCCAUUCAGCGCCACCAAGGAUGAGCUGGCGGAGCUUUCAGAGGGCGACAGUGACAGUGACGAAACCAAACCGAAGCUCCGGCGAAACCAUGACCGACUCAACAGCUACGGGCGCACAGAGUGUUUCAGAGUAGAGAAGAACCUGCUUGUAUACGGGUGGGGUCGAUGGAAAGACAUUCUUAACCAUGGGCGUUUUAAGAAGCAGUUAACAGACCGGGAUGUAGAGUCGAUCUGCAGGGCUCUACUGGCAUACUGCCUGGUCCAUUAUCGUGGAGAUGACAAAAUCAAAAGCUUUAUGUGGGACCUGAUUGCUCCGACUGAGGAUGGACAAACCAAGGAGCUGCAGAAUCACCUCGGUUUAUCUGCCCCAGUCCCCCGGGGCAGAAAGGGUAAGAAGAUGAAGACACAGUCGAGUGCUUUUGACAUCCACAAAGCAGAGUGGCUCAGGAAACACAACCCGGAGCACAUGCUGCAGGACGAUGGCUACAAGAAACACCUCAAACACCACUGCAACAAGGUGCUGCUCAGGGUCAGAAUGCUCUACUACCUGAAACAAGAGGUGAUAGGAAGCCAGGCCCAGAAUGUGCUGGAUGGCGUGGACUCCAGUGAGAUAAAGAUUUGGGUGCCAGAGCCCGACCAUUCAGAGCUGCCAGCCCUGUGGUGGGAUGCCAUCGCCGACAAAUGUCUACUCCUGGGUAUACAUAAGCAUGGUUAUGAGAAGUACAACACUAUUCGUGCAGACCCUAAACUGUGCUUCCUAGACCGUGUGGGGCGACCGGAUGAGAAGGCCAUCGCUGCCGAACAGAGAGGCAAUGAUUUUAUGGAUGGGGAUGUGGAUGAUCCAGAAUACAAGCCUGCUCCUGCUCUACUGAAGGACGAUAUGGAGGAUGACGCCUCUUCUCCUGGAGACUUGGUUGUAACUGACAAUCCCGGAGAUCCAGAUGCAGUUCCAGUGAGAGAAGGUGAAACCGGCUACUGGCCCUCGUCCUCGGUGUUGACCGCCAGGCUGAGGCGUCUGAUCACAGCCUCCCAGCGAUACACCAAAAGUCGGCAAAUCCUCCACAUCCACCAGUCUCAGUCUCAAUCCCAGCAGCCUAUGAUACUGUCUGCUCCGCUCUGCCCACUGCCCCCCACCCUCAACGACACCCUCAACCCCAAGAUGGCUGCUAAGAUCGAACGCCAACAAAGGUGGACCAGGCGAGAAGAAGCUGACUUCUACCGGGUAGUCUCCACUUUCGGAGUUGUUUUCGAUCCAACCCUCGGCUGCUUCGACUGGACCAAGUUCAGGGCCAUGGCUCGGCUACACAAGAAGACUGACGAGAGCUUGCAGAAAUACCUGUGUGCUUUCACCGCCAUGAGCCGACGGGUGUGCCGCCUGCCCCCCAAGGAAGGAGACUCUGCGGUUGACCCGUCUCUCACCAUCCAGCCCAUCACAGAGGAGCGAGCGUCUCGCACCCUGUACAGAGUAGAGCUGCUUCGCCAGGUGAGGGAACAAGUCCUUCGACAUACAUUACUUUUUGAGCGCCUGUUGCUGUGCCAGAUGAGCUCUGACUUACCCGUCUGGUGGGAAGCUGGUACCCAUGACCGUGAUCUGCUAAUUGGUGCGGCCAAGCACGGCGUGAGUCGCACAGACUACCACAUUCUGAGAGACCCUGAGCUCAGCUUCAUGGCUGCCCAACGCAACUACAGCCAAACUAAAACUGCACAGCAGCAAUCACACACAUCCACACCACUCCUCCACACUCAGCACCAGGUCCCCAGCUCGGCGUUGACAGGUUCUCCGCUGCCUCUGGUGGCCCAGAGAGACACAGAGUCCUGUGGGCUUGUGCCCAAAUUGGAACCCACCUCAGAGGGGGAGGAGAGCAGGGAGAAACCGGCCGAGAGCUGGAGCCCUCGUCAAGCACCAGCUACCCCCACAGGUCUCGAAGAGAAGCCUGUUCUAGAGACGAGGGACAAGGAGACACAGAUGGUGGCAGCACGAACCAAACCUCUCACACCCAACUCCUCAGAGAGGAAACCCAAGAAGGCCAGCAAGAGAAGCCGUCGGGAGACCAGGCGUGGCUCAGAGUCUAACUCAGAUGGCUCCUCUUCAAGCUCUUCAUCCCGCUCCUCCUCUUCAUCAUCUUCCUCUUCUUCCUCGUCACAUUCCGGGUCCAGCUCCUCCUCUUCUUCAUCUUGCUCUUCUGGCUCUUCAUCAACGUCCUCUUCCUCCUCCUCAUCUUCUGAUGACAGCGAAAGUGAAGGAGAGGAAGGAAAGAAGAAGGUGCCUGUACCAACAAGUGUAAAGGGCUUCGAUGAGGACAGCGUGGCAUCACUGAGCACAACACAGGAUGAAACACAGGACAUUCAUGUUGCUGAGAAUGGAGUCAACCACAACGCCUCGCAUCCUUUCCAGGGAGGAGGAUACAUGCUCGCUGCAUCCUACUGGCCAAAGGAUCGUGUGAUUAUCAACCGCCUAGACAGCAUCUGCCAGGCAGUGCUGAAGGGCAAGUGGCCGGGUACACGCCGGGUAUAUGAGCCUGGAGGCGCUGUGGCCUCCUUCUACACCACCAAGCUGCUGGACAACGCCAACAGCCUGUGCGAGGACCCCUCUGCCUCACCACAGGGGUCAAAGGUGACCAAGCAUGUUGCAGAAAACAAGGAAUUCUCAGUAAAACUCAACGAUCAGGAGGGGGGUCUGAAGUUGACCUUCCAGAAACAAGGUCUACCUCUGAAGAGGCCCCUGGAGUCCGAGGAUGGCCCUCAGGCCCAGCAGCAGUACCUGGCCCGCCUUCAUGAGCUGCAGAGCGCCUCGGACACAGGGCUGGCUGAUAUCACCAAGCCUCAGUGCAGCUUUCAGACUGUACCUCCAGCUCUUACUGGUCAGAUGAGGCUGAACGGAGUACCGGACGGCCAACCCGUGGUCAAGAAGCGAAGGGGAAGGAGGAAGAACGUAGAGGGCAUGGACCUGCUCUUCAUGAACAGGAGCAAAGUUCCUUCUGUUCCUGAUCAGGAACCUCCAGGUUGGGGGGGAAUCGGCCAGUUGGGCACAGGGACGACUAGUGCACCAAGCUACAGCCAGAGCUCCAGUCAGGUCCCUGCAGACACAGAGAGCAGGGUCCCAGUCAUCAACCUCAAAGAUGGCACCCGCCUUGCUGGGGACGACGCCCCCAGGAGGAAAGAUCUUGAACAGUGGAUGCAAGAGCACCCAGGCUUUGUAGCAGAUACAGGAGCUUAUAUUCCUGGGGUAAAUAAGAUGCAAAUGCAGUUCCACUUCCAGGAUGGUCGGCCCAAGCAGAAGAGGCACCGCUGUAGGAAUCCAAACAAGAUCGACGUCAACAGCCUAACAGGAGAGGAACGAGUCCAAAUCAUCAACAGGAGAAACGCACGCAAGGUUGGUGGAGCCUUUGCUCCUCCUCUGAAGGAUCUGUGCAGGUUCCUUCAGGAGAACCCGGAGUACGGAGUUCCACCUGAAUGGGGAGAUGUGGUCAAACAGUCGGGUUACCUCCCAGCGAGUAUGUAUGACAGGAUUCUGACAGGACCCAUUGUUCCUGAGGAGGUGAGUCGACGUGGACGUCGACCCAAGAAUCCUCUUGCGAAGGCAGCGGCGGCGGCAGGAGGACCCUCCACAGCAGCCUCCUCCCUUGGCCUGAAUCCCCUGCUUGCCAACGGCCUCCUCUCCGGAAUGGACCUCACCAGCCUGCAGGCCUUCCAGCAAAACCUCCAGAGUUUACAAUCCCUGCAGCUGACUGCAGGCCUGAUGGGGCUUCCUUCCGACGCAAGCAACCUGGCCGCGAGUAACCUAGCCGCCAUGUUUCCAAUGAUGCUAUCUGGUAUGGCCGGAGUGCCUAACCUGCUUGGUAUGAGCGGCAUGCUUGGGAAGCCCGCUGAGGAGGGUGCAGGAGGCUCAGAGGAAAAGACAAAGGGAACCACCAGUGGUGCAGCAGGAGAGCCGUCUGCCUCUAAAGCCCCUUCUCACACCUCAGACACCAAAGGAGAAAGGACAGAGAGAUUGAGCAAGACUCCUUCCUCAGCGUCCAACUCCUCUUCCUCGGCCACUGCCCCACAAAGUGCUUCAGCUGCCUCCGCGGCCUCUAGUCACCCACUGUCUCUUAACCCCUUGUUACUCUCCAGUAUGCUUUACCCAGGGAUGCUUCUCACUCCAGGCCUUAACCUUCCUGUGUCUGCAACACAGUCGCAGAGCUCUAACACUGACCCCACCCUUCCUCCUGCUCCUUUUUCUCCUCCGCCAAAACCCUCCAAGUCUUUGACGCGGGAGACAGUACGGCCAGCAGGAGCAGAAAAGGACGUUGACGAGGACGAGGCGUUGGAUGACGACGACGACGAAGAGGAGGAGGAGGAGGAGGGAGAACAGAAAGAAAACAGUGGUCCUGAAAGAUUGGGUAAAGAGACGUCUUCAUCCGAAUCUGGGAGCUCCUCCUCAUCCUCGGAUGAUUCAGACUCCAGUGAUGUAGACUGAAUCUAUGAGAAUAUAAUUAUAAAUUUAUUUAUGUAUCGCCUAGAAAUGUAUACAUACAGUAUAUUCACAUAUAUAUGGAUUUUCCAGCACUUGUUGUGAUUUCUUUACGUGUAAAUACAAGAACUAACUAAAAAUGUUGUGUAAUAAAGACAAAAAACUAAAAAAAUUGAGAAAAAAAAACUGACUGAAAAGGAACUGAAAUUAAAUUUCAGUGUUUGUUAACAAGGUACAGUCUUGUUUUGAGACGUUUUGCAUGUCAGGACUUUCAGCAGAUUUCUGAACUCUGUGAACUUGUACCACACGAUUAUUAUGUACAAUUGCAACAAAAAAGGCAUUAUUGUAAUUAUGUCAGGAUUUAAUUUUAUUAAAAAAGUGAAACUACAUCAACACGCUCGUUUGAGCUGUGCUAUUAAUAUAUUUUGAUUGUUGGGGGGUGGGGUUUGUGGGAGAAGCGACACUUGACAAACACUUUUGGUUUCUCUUGUAAAUAAUAUUUCAGUACUUGGCCAGGUUCAUUGACACUUAUGCUUUGCAGAUCAUACGUUGGAUAUGUCAGCAAUAACUUGGGCAGCUAAUGAAUGUCACUGAAGCUGUAGUUUAUCUUGUCUGCCAUGUUCCCACCCCAGUGCACAGAGUCGCUGUGUAGACACCAUUUCUACAUUUCUUCUCAUUGAUUAGGAAAAAAAUACCCGUAGCUGACGCCCCUUCUUUAAUACCUCUUUGAGGGGGAAGUAUUAUUCUUAAUUUUUUAGUGAGGAACAUGAGUUUGAAUCGUUCAAGAAGGUUCAUCAUUCACAUCGAUUUGUGAUCUUAGAAACAUCAGUCACCAUUACCUUACAAACAUGUUCCAACAUGUCCAAGCCGCACCUUAGCUACUAACCACAGUAGACAUCGAACACAUGCGCAUCUGUUGAUUUAUUAUUUACAGUGUCAGAAACUCUCGGAGCUGUGGGGAAAGAAAACAACCUUUUAUACUGUGUGCCAAACAAACUGCCCUUUGACCCCCUGAGGUCCUGACAGAGUGUUGUGCUCUCUGUGUAUUGACUCGUUAUGACACCGAUGAUAUUACUGCAGCCCCGGCGUAUUGACUGCAUCUUAUACCUCAACUGUGCUCAAUGGAUUGGCUUCACUGUGCAAAAUAUACAUGUGCAUGCGUGUGUGUUUUUCCGCCGUGUCCUUGUCUCUGCUGGAGGGUGUGUGUGUGGUUGUGUGUGUGUCAGAGCCCGUUUCUCUUUCCUUUUUCCUUUCCCUUUAUUGUUAUUGAGAGCUUCCAAUGCUUCCUUUAGUUUGUCUGGGCCUCUCACCUGGUAUCUACUGCUUCCAUAACUUUCCAGUCUGAAUGAUGUGCAUCAAGGAAGGGCGGCCUGUAAGCUACGAGUCGUGGAACCACAUCACCAGUGUUCUUGACCUUUUUAAAACACCACUCUUCUCACGACAAAUUCGGAGGAAACAUUUCGUGUUGCAUGACCACCUGUCUGCCAGAUUCUUGUGGAAAAUACACGGCACAAGCACUGAAUAGUUCAAACCCCUACCUGAGAUUGAACUAAACUGUCAUCGUCUCUUGAAAUUGAACACAGUGCCAGAUGGGCUGAUUUCAGGAAGGGCUCAAUAAUAGCAGCUUGUGUCGCUGGAAGUUCGCAGCACUGUUGUCAUUGUGUUUUUCACUUUGUCCUUGACUCCGCUCUGCUGGUGACUGGAGUUUCAGCUAGAUGUAGAAGUGCCCUUAUCCUGUACCUCUCUCUCUCUCUCUCUCCCUCUCCCUCUCAUCCAUCGUCUGUGUCCAAGCAAGCUGUGCUGCACGCUUGUGUGUUUCACCCUCCCAUCUGUGCACGCGCUCAUUUAUGUAACACUGGAGUUCACUCAAGCCGAAGUACCUUUUUGUAAUUUUCUCUAGGACUGCUGUUACUCAGUGACUGUUAAUAAGUUGCAUGUGAUUUCUGGGAUGAGGUCUUUAAUUGAACAGGAGGGGGCGACAGAGCGCUCCUCCUGUGCUACAGAAAGCCACUGUUUAACACAGUCUGGUUAGUGUUGCUGUAGCAUUGUUCUCUAUUAGUGGGUUAAACCAUGAAUGAACCAACAGACUGAAGACAAGCCUGAGUUCUGAUGUUACUUUAAAGCGUUUUUCUUGUACGCCUCUUAAAUAGCGAGCUCAUCAGGGGUUUGCUCGCAAUGUAAUUGCAUCUUUUGUUGUAUAUUACUACUAACAGUACGGUAUUUUUCUAAAUGUGGAAGCAAAGACCUUCUUCAUGCCACUGUGUUAUUUUGUAUAACUGCACAUCUGCUCUCUUAAAACUCGUAGUGCCCUUAAACAAACACCCAGCCAUCGCUUCUUCUGCUGUAGGUUUAAUGUUUUGCUACCCACACUGAUGGGUUGAUAUAUUGACGACUGUGCUGAGCCUCUUUAGGACACAAAUGGCACAAAAACAAAAGUAGACGUAAGAUUGGACUUCCCUUUUCUGUUGCUCGUUUCAUUUCCUGUUGUUUUCUAUGUAUCCCGAAGCACUGCUAGUGCUAGAGAAGAAGUGUUAAACCUACGUCAAAAACAAGUUUAAGUAAACAAUGACCAAUAUGCAAGAGGAAUGAUGAAACACAUUACUGCUGUACAGGGACGUCUGUGUUCAGAUUUCAUACAUGUAAUCACUGAGAUGACGAGCAUCAUGAGAUUUGUAUUUUUUAUUUCAAGCUUGAUAAUAGCCUAAAUGUUACCCUGGUCAGUUUUUUGUCUUGGUUAUUAUUUAAUUUUUUUUUUCAUUGCACAGUUGUAAUACUUGCAAGUUGUGUUCUCUGUAGUCGAAAUAAUUCUUUAUGUAGUGCAGGAAAACACGUCUUAAAAGUCAUUUGUAAUUUAUUGGAUUACUUUCUAUGAAGUUCUAUAGAGGAAGUUGAGGUUUAAUUAUUUUUAUUAAACAUAUUCUUCUGACUAUCAUAAA